GCAGCAACUAAGCUGACCAUAUCAAACGUGAACAGUAAAAAAUGCGCAGUGAGCAGUCACGUGUCAUCAAGGCUACGUCACUGGAUUCCCCCAUCCGCUACUGAUAUUGUCGCGCAUGCGCACACUCAGACGUUUUCAAAGCACUCUGUACAUCGUACGCACUGACUGGGAAGACGAAGCUCCAGCUGGAACAUCCAGGGUCCUGCUGUGACGAAAUUGUGGAGCUACAAACUGCUGUCCCCUCCGUGGGUUUUUGAGCUGACAUCAUCAUAUCUCACCUAGUGACUGAAUUACCCCCAUAAAAAAAGCAUGGAGGGGGCCGUGGUGAACAACCUCAUAGACUUCGACUCGCCCCCAGAAGGGACAGCGGCCUCUGUUCUUGGACCUCCCAGUGGGGCGGACUUUUUCUCAUCCGAGCCUCUCGUCCCUGAGCCUGCGAGCGACGCCACCAUGGAGCCCCUUCUACCACAGCCCAUUGCCCCCACACACACUUCCCACAAAGAAGAAGAUAGUGAUGCCACCGAAUCUGCUGACAGUGAGAUCGAGGGCACAGAAUCGCCAUCACACCCGUCGAGCACGCGGCGGUCCUCAUCAUGCUCCAGUCACAGCACUGAGGACACAGAGGAGACGGAGAUACGGGUGUUCAUGAAAACCUAUGUGGCAAAGCUCUUCCAUGGAAGGGAGGACUUUGAUCAGGAGGAGAAGGCUCGCUUUGGAGAGCUGUGCACUGGAGAGAAUGGGAAAGGCAGGGAGUGGUUCGCCAAAUAUGUCAGUGCGCAGCGCUGCCACUCCAAAUGUGUGAGCGAACAGACUUUCUACAGGCUGGUGCAGUCCUUCGCCGUUGUUUUGUUUGAAUGUCACCAGGUGGAUGAUUAUAGUCCUGCCAAACACCUCAUGACCAUGUGCUUCACAUAUUACUACAUUGGUAAGUCCCAGCUGUCUCCCACAGAGCUGCUGGAGAGGCCCAGCGGGGGCAUCGACUCGUACCUGCGCACUGGAAAGGUCUGGCUCUCUGGGAAGAAGGAUAUCGCAGAGCGACUGCUCAAAAACACCUCCGCUAAGACUGACGUUAAAGGAUUCUUUGGGGGUCUGGAGAGCAAACUGAGAGGACCCUUGGGCCGAAAGAAUGAAGACGCAGACAGACCUGUUGAACAGAAAACCAAAACUCCAGUUUCUCCCCCCCUCUCCCCGGAUAGAAAAGAAGAGGAGAAAAUUUACCUGUACACGCACCUGAAACAGCAGCCCAUUUGGCACACUUUGAGGUUUUGGAACGCAGCAUUUUUUGACGCCGUCCAUUGUGAGAGAAAUAAAAGAUCCCCCACCACGAGGCGGACGGCUGAGGAAGAGAAAGAUGAAAGAGAAAAGUGGUGUCAUAUGACCCAGGAGGAGAAAGACGAUAGUUCCAGAUUUAAUGAGAACAUCACCUUUGGUCAGCUGGGGACAUUCACUCAUAACAUGGUGGCAUUUGGACUGAGCAAGAAACUUUGCAAUGACUUCCUGAAGAAGCAGGCAGUCAUUGGAAAUCUUAAUGAAGAGCAAUACAAGCUGCUGUGCGAUCACAUUGAGCAGAUGGCUGCCGAGUGAAUAUCCAAAAUCAUCUAAACUCUACCAUCUACAUCAGCACAUCCAUUUGAACUCUAAUGAUCAGUAUUCCACAAAUGCCAACACAGUUUAUCACUCCAAAGUCCUACUACGAUCCUUACAUUACAGAAAUCAUGCAAUUUAAAUGGUUGGCAUAGAUCAGCCUCAUGCCAUGAUGCUGCAAUGUGUGGAAACGGUUCAUUUUUGUCGAAACUGCAACAAUUUGACAAAAUAUGCACAUAUACUACAAUAGCAAUAUAGCAGUUUUCAAGCAUUAUAAAUUCAUAUUGUGCGAUGUGAAUAUGAUGCAAAACACAUCCUCAGCCCCAUUCAGUUAACUAUUUAUUUCCUUAACUUUCCUGCUGCUUUCAUGUACAGAGCUAUAGUACUAAAAGUGCCCUCUGAGCAAAUUCAAUGACAAAUAAUGAACAAAAAUACAGUCUAACAAUAUCAGUAUUUCAAUAUAUCAAUAUCAGUCUCAAUAUUUCUUAAUCCAUCCACUCUCCAAAAUUCUCAACUGGGCCUGUUCCUGUCGUAUAUGUCCCAAUCUAUUGCACUUCUUGUGUUCUUCCUGUAUGGAUAAACUGAGUAUUAAUAGUGUUUGUGACAUCCUCAUUUGUGGACACUAGAACUGUCUCUCUCUUCCCCUGUUUAAAGUGCCUUUAGUCCUUUAUUAAGCAGUGAUCUUCCCAUCUUAGUCCGAGCAAACCUGUGUCAGCAUGCUGUUAUCCUCUCAUGACUCUCUGGGUUAGCGCUCAUAAGUUUGUGCACUCUGCUAGUAGAUGUGUUAGUGUUGUGUGGAUAAUGCUUGCGUUUUGUAUUAGAGUCAGUUAAAGAAAAGUAUCACGCUGCAGCUGUUUGAGUGUCGUACAGUGUUGUGUCUUUAGCGCAUGGUAUGCAUGCACAUUGGUUACCAUCUACUUACACUUUUGUGCAAUUACAUUUCAAGCCAAUAGAGGGCGAUCAUAACCCUCCGCUUCGACUGUAGAUCAGUGGAGGUGAAUGUCAACCACUGAGUGGGGACUUCAAGAGCUUGUAUUGAAUCAAAUGUCCUCCAUGUGAGGAAAAAGCAAACAAAAGUUAAUAUAUUUGGUUUGUAAAUACAUUGUUUUGUUAACUGAAUAAUUAGGAAUCAGAUGUUAAAUAUGGGCUGGUUUAAAGUGAUCGUCAGAUUGUUGGGGAUUUAUUUAUUUGAUGUCUGUAUGUGUUGUACAUGGGUGCAUGGUUGUAUCAGGAAUUUGAUUUGGUCCAGUCUUUGCAUUUCAGAUGAUGUUAAUGUUAAUAUUGUGCUGUCUAUGUAAAUUAAUGUUCAUAGUAAGCUCAGUGGUCUGCAUUGUAUUUUUCCCAAGUGCCCUGAAUUUCCUAUUGGAACAUAUCUGGAAACCAACGAGAGAGGUGUUGUCCUGUCUCUAAGUGUUUAUAAUAAAAAACAAAAAACAAAUGUA
Messenger RNA from Megalobrama amblycephala (Wuchang bream), 3026 nucleotides. Its product is annotated as KIAA0513 ortholog. Lineage: Eukaryota; Metazoa; Chordata; Actinopteri; Cypriniformes; Xenocyprididae. Bases 310 to 1584 code for a protein of 424 amino acids. The transcript is spliced from 13 exons. The record is from RefSeq and is a predicted model, not a curated record.